AUGCUAGUUGAAAUCCGUCUCGGAGGCCGACAGGACGCUCACGGACGGUCGUCGCAGGAGAAAUUCAAUAUCCCCAACACCAGCCGCACGAAGGAGGACAACCGCCCACGUCAAAAGAUGGACUCGAAAUCUUCCCAAGGAGUGCAAACCCCUUCGAAUUCGGGUGUGUCGCAACCGAGUGUAUCAUCGAAGAGUAAAUCGAAGCAGCAGAGUUACUCCUCGUCUUAUUCGCCGGUGAAAACCGCCGCUGUCAUGGGUAUCCCACGGAAUCCGGAAACCCUCCCGGGGUCGCCGAUUGCCGGCGGCGGUGGCGGCAGUGAUCGUCCGAAAACCCGCGUCAAGGUCUGCGGUAGCACGCAAACUCCGGAUGUCGACUACGGGAAGCCCGCUUUGUCGGCCAAUGUCCGUGAAAGAAUUCUUGCCAACUACGCCCAGAGUGGAAAUGCAAGCGGCACGGCUAUCAUGUACUCAAGACGUGGGAUGAAGACGGAUGGGUCCCUGAGCGACUCGAAUUACUCGAAUUAUGCGGAUUUGAUGUCGGGCAAGGAGUACUCAGCGGCGGGCGAAGGUGUCUACUCUUGGGCAUCCCGACACUAUUCCGCAUUUUCACCUGCUGCUGCUCCCUUCCGACGCUUCGGGAGUCUGACGGAAGGCGAGAGCAUGGAGUCAUUAAGUUCUACUGCUUCAUCCAUCGCUGCGCAAAUUCAAAAUGCCAGGGCAAAUAGCCUGACGCAGACGAAGAUUUUGCUGCAGCAACAGCAUCAGUCCCAGGCUAAUGCCCCUGGAUCACCUAGACUCAAUAGAUCCAGUUCCGCGAGAUCGAAUAAGUCGGAGAAACUUUACACUGGUCUGAGUUCUGACAUGAUGACCAGGCUGUCAUUUUCGAACGCAUCCGGAGUUCCAGGCGGUAACGGUGGUUUGCUUCCUGGUCUCGAGGGCAACCAACCUGGUUCACCACUUCCAGGACAAAAACCUGGUUACGGCAUGAGCGCCAUGUCAGUGCCACCGUCUCCGUAUUCGAGUGGAGCUGACCGUCACGGUCAGCAGGGUUCUUUGCGAACUGAUGAUGCUCAUGGAUCUGCUAUCAGCCUGGUUUCGACGGGUUCUUCAUUGUAUAGUGGACAACAGGGAACCAAUACGUCAGCUUCGGUUUCUGUAGGGGGCGAUGAAACUGCCGCUCCGGAAUAUCGUCGCAUGAAGAGGGAGCUGUUAGAUUCACAGAAGAAGAUACACAGCUUGACCACUCAACUGGCAACUAAUGCGCAUGUGGUCGCCGCGUUUGAACAGUCGCUGUCCAACAUGACCCAAAGGCUUCAGCAACUAACUUCUAAUUCUGAAGAAAAAGACCAGGAGUUGAACGAACUGCGUCGAACGAUUGAUCAGUUGAGGAAGCAGAGCGCUGAGAUGGGCAUACAUUUACCGAAUAAUUUGAGUCGUCAUCUGUCGACCGAAUCCAUGUCGAGCCUGUCUUCAGCUUGCAGUGUGGCCUCACACGCGUCAAAUGCGUCGCAUGCCUUGGAUUCGUCACAGAAUCAUUCUUCAAAAAAGAAGACAUCGAAUAGCAAGAAAAAAGGUUGGCUCCGUAGUUCCUUCAGCAAAGCUUUCGGUAAAGCAGGUGCGAGUGGCACCAUGAGUGCACAAGCUACCCCGAAGAAGUCCCUAUCGGGCCCUAGUGAAGAUUUCUCCGCCUCAGUGCCGGGAUCCCCAAUGAUGUCUGUCAUUCAUCAUCACCAUCAUAAUUCAGAUGCGAAUGCCUCUGCCAACUCGUCCGUCACGAAUCCUGCAUUUGCUGAUUCGCUCGGAGAAGAAAACUCUCGUGCGAUGCUGGAUUUAAAGAAGCAGCUGCGCGAGAAGGAUUUGAUAUUGACUGACAUUCGCUUGGAAGCCCUAACGUCUGCUCACCAGCUCGAAUCCUUGAAGGAAACUGUCAUCCGAAUGAGGAACGAGAUGCUGACUCUGAAGCAGGAUAACGAAAGACUGCAGCGUUUGGUGGCCAGCAAAUCCCUCAACGCUUCGACAAACUCUCUCGACGAGAAGGAGAGGUAUGGAGUAAGACGUGGACGUAGCAAUUCGAAUGCGGGUCGCUCGGACUCGUUGGCUGAGAGUGCAGUUCCACAGCAUCAUUCGUAUGUCGAUCUCGUGGGGGAAGGGAAAGAGGAAGGGCAAAGGAUCUCCAUUUCAGUAGCUCUCCCUGGGGAUUUAGCCGUGAAAGACGCUGCCGAGGAUCCUCGGAAAGCCAAACCAGAAGGGGAAUGGUUUAUUGGAAACAUCUACGUGUCCGGAAAAACCAAAUGGGAGAUGCUCGAUGAUCUCGUUGGCAAGAUCUUCAAGGAAUAUCUUUUCAGAGUGGAUCCAGCAGGACAGCUUGGACUUUCUGAGAACUCGGUGUCGUCUUACGUCGUUGGCGAGAUUCUGAGGGACCCUUGGGAAGGAACGCAUGGAGAGGGUGUACAGCAACAACAGCUACCGGAGCUCCUGCCCUGCGGUUAUCUCGUCGGUGACGUACAAAACAUCAAGCUGGGAUUGCGAGACGGCGAAUCUUCAGUUGAUACGCUUGUUUUCGAAACGCUUACGCCGAAAGCUGUCAUUCAAAGAUACGUUUCACUUCUAACGGAGCAUCGCAGGAUCAUACUUAGCGGACCAUCUGGGACCGGGAAAUCCUACUUGGCUCGGAAACUGGCUGAGUACUUGGUGAGAAGAUCUGGAGUGGUGAGGACUGCCGACUCCAUUGCCACGUUCAGUGUGGACGAAAAGUCGGCUGGCGAAUUGCAAGCGUACUUGAUGCAUUUGGCGGACCAGUGUGAGUCUGCAAAUGGAGCUGGGGAUCUCCUUCCUCGAGUCAUUAUUUUGGACAAUCUCCACCGUGCUGGUUCUCUGUCGGACGUGUUCUCUGGGUUCUUGAACUCCGCCAACGCCCGUUGCCCGACGAUCAUUGGCACGAUGAGUCAGACUGCGACUACCAACACGACCAAUUUGCAAUUGCAUCACAACUUCCGGUGGAUCCUAUGCGCAAACCACAUGGAGCCCGUGUCUGGUUUCUUGGCGAGGCAUUUGAGGCGAAGGCUGAUCGAGAGUGAAGUGAAAGCAGGCUCUAAGAACCCGGAAAUGUCGCGUGUUCUAGACUGGGUGGCGAGGGUUUGGUCCCAUGUUAACAAGUUCUUGGAAACUCACGCGUCAUCUGAUGUCACUCUCGGACCAAGACUGUUCUUGAGCUGCCCACUGGACGUGGAAUCUUCCCGAGUCUGGUUCACAGAUUUGUGGAACUACUCCAUCGUUCCCUACGCCAUCAACGCCGUGAAAGAAGGAUUGCAACUGUAUGGGAAAAAGAGCCUCGGGAAUGUGAACGGAAGUUCUAGCUCAAACUCGUGUCGUGGAUGGGAGGACCCUGCAACCUGGGUCUUGCAAACGUGGCCCUGGACGCGUCCGCCAUCGCUGGAUGCCUCCCUCAUUCGAAUCCGACCAGAAGAUGUAGGCUUCACUUCGGUAACUCACCGAAGACAUUCGGCAUCCACUGCAGCGUCUACAUCAGGACAUGGUCAGUCGGACAUCAUGACAUCAUCCACUCAUUCCGCGGGAAGUUUAAUGGUCCUGGACGAAGACGACGAUGGAUUUCGAAUCGGGCCUGACGAGUCUGAAAGUGAUCCGUUGGUGAAGAUGUUGAGGAAGCUGCAAGCAGCGGCUGCAGAUGCCAGCGUUGGUGACCCGAAAAACACUCUGGUCAGUGCUGAAGAAACUCUGGAGGUGAUCCGUGUGAACAACGGACGACGGGCGAAUUCUGAGUCAAAUUGAAACCGGUCACUUUUUUUUUUUCAUUUGUUGUGCUUUCGCUGUAAAGCAAAUUAUGUUGGAAAAUACGGAGAAGUAACUUCUGCAUUUGCCUUGAAAUGUUCGCUUGAAAAUUGCGAAUCGCAUUUACGAUUUCUGAGACGUGUUUUUUUUUUUUUUUUAAAUCAGACCAACUGGGACUGCUUCAAGUUGUGCGUAUUUCGGUUCGGAUUAUGAAGGUUUCUGUUGUCACUGUAAGUCGUUUUAUGUAAGAUAUUUGACCACCGAAUUGUUGAUUGCUUCGGAUACACUUUCCGCUAGUUCACGUUGAGGGGCGACGUUCUCGGGUGAGUUGCGCUGUGAUAUAAUCCCUUAGGCGUAUUUUGCUUUCCGUGUGAUUUUUGGAUGUAAACUUUUGCCCAGCUACGUUCUUCCCGCUUUUUGUGUGCGACUUUUUCGAAAAUGUGAAUGAUGGAACCUUGUCCUUUUCGCGAUGAAUAAUCCUAGUUUUUCUUCACGUCUCAAGGUGUUUUUGUGAGAACCGGAAAUGAAACCAAUUUGCAAACAA
Notodromas monacha is the source of this 4333-nucleotide messenger RNA. NCBI's taxonomy places the organism in Eukaryota, Metazoa, Arthropoda, Ostracoda, Podocopida, Cyprididae. The record is from the annotation of a GenBank genome assembly.